ACGCUGAGUGAGAAAAAGAUGUCCUGUACGAUAAAGAUUGAUUGGUUUGAAUACCGAAAGGGGUCUCCCACUUGUUAAUGACCCAGAAACAUUCCUGCCGACUUUCCUGAGCCUUCUCUCUUUUCCUCCAUUUUUCUUCCCUGUUCUGUUCAUGAACUGGCACAUCACUACAUAGACCAGAAGAUAUGCUGGGCUUCUGAUGAUGGCUGCACUGCAUGCAGCAGCGUGCAGGGUCAAAGACAGCCGGCUUCCCAUGUCAGUGGUCUAGGAUGGCCAGUGAAGCCACCAACAUCCCAAGUCCUGUGGUGCGCCAGAUUGACAAGCAGUUUCUGAUUUGCAGUAUAUGCCUGGAACGGUACAAGAAUCCCAAGGUUCUCCCCUGUCUGCACACUUUCUGCGAAAGGUGCCUGCAGAACUACAUUCCCGCCCACAGUCUAACCCUCUCCUGCCCAGUGUGCCGCCAGACCUCCAUCCUGCCCGAGAAGGGGGUGGCCGCGCUCCAGAACAACUUCUUCAUCACGAACCUGAUGGACGUGCUGCAGCGAACUCCCGGCAGCAACGUUGAGGAAUCCUCCAUCCUGGAGACGGUCACCGCUGUGGCUGCGGGAAAGCCUCUCUCUUGCCCAAACCACGAUGGAAAUGUGAUGGACUUUUACUGCCAGUCUUGCGAGACCGCCAUGUGUCGGGAGUGCACCGAGGGGGAGCACGCAGAGCACCCCACAGUCCCCCUCAAGGAUGUGGUGGAGCAGCACAAGGCCUCACUCCAGGUCCAGCUGGACGCCGUCAACAAAAGGCUCCCAGAAAUAGACUCUGCCCUUCAGUUCAUCUCAGAAAUCAUUCAUCAGCUAACCAACCAAAAGGCCAGCAUUGUGGAUGACAUCCAUUCUACCUUUGAUGAGCUCCAGAAGACUUUAAACGUGCGCAAGAGCGUGCUGCUUAUGGAACUGGAAGUCAAUUAUGGCCUGAAACAUAAAGUCCUUCAGUCGCAGCUAGAUACCCUGCUCGAGGGGCAGGAGAGUAUAAAGAGCUGCAGCAACUUCACCGCGCAGGCCCUGAACCAUGGCACGGAGACGGAGGUGCUGCUCGUCAAGAAGCAGAUGAGCGAGAAGCUGAACGAACUGGCCGACCAGGAUUUCCCGCUGCACCCGCGUGAAAACGAUCAGCUGGAUUUCAUCGUGGAGACCGAAGGGCUCAAGAAGUCCAUCCACAACCUCGGGACGAUCUUAACCACCAACGCCGUCGCCUCCGAGACGGUGGCCACGGGCGAGGGGCUGCGGCAGACCAUCAUUGGGCAGCCCAUGUCCGUUACCAUAACGACCAAGGACAAAGACGGGGAGCUGUGCAAGACCGGCAACGCCUACAUCACGGCGGAGCUGAGCACGCCCGACGGCAGCGUGGCGGACGGAGAAAUACUCGACAACAAAAACGGCACGUACGAGUUUUUGUACACUGUCCAGAAGGAAGGGGACUUCACCCUCUCUCUGCGACUCUACGACCAGCACAUCCGAGGCAGCCCGUUCAAGCUGAAGGUGAUCCGGUCGGCCGACGUGUCUCCCACCACCGAGGGCGUGAAGAGGCGCGUGAAGUCCCCGGGAAGCGGCCAUGUCAAGCAGAAGGCGGUGAAGAGACCCGCGAGCAUGUACAGCACUGGGAAACGGAAAGAGAAUCCCAUCGAAGACGAUUUGAUCUUUCGAGUGGGUACCAAAGGAAGAAAUAAAGGAGAAUUUACAAAUCUUCAAGGCGUAGCUGCAUCUACAAAUGGAAAGAUAUUAAUUGCAGAUAGCAACAACCAGUGCGUACAGAUAUUUUCCAAUGACGGCCAGUUCAAAAGUCGGUUCGGCAUACGGGGGCGCUCUCCCGGGCAGCUGCAGCGGCCCACAGGCGUAGCCGUGCAUCCCAGUGGGGACAUAAUCAUCGCCGACUAUGAUAAUAAGUGGGUUAGCAUUUUCUCUUCUGAUGGCAAGUUUAAGACAAAAAUCGGAUCAGGAAAGUUGAUGGGGCCCAAAGGAGUCUCCGUGGACCGCAAUGGGCACAUCAUUGUGGUGGAUAACAAGGCGUGCUGCGUGUUCAUUUUCCAGCCAAAUGGGAAAAUCGUCACCAGGUUUGGCAGCCGAGGAAACGGGGACAGGCAGUUUGCAGGUCCCCAUUUUGCAGCUGUAAAUAGCAAUAAUGAGAUUAUUGUUACAGAUUUCCAUAAUCAUUCUGUCAAGGUGUUUAACCAGGAGGGAGAAUUCAUGUUGAAGUUUGGCUCAAAUGGAGAAGGAAAUGGGCAGUUUAAUGCUCCAACAGGUGUGGCAGUAGAUUCCAAUGGAAACAUCAUUGUAGCCGACUGGGGAAACAGCAGGAUCCAGGUUUUUGAUGGAAGUGGAUCAUUUUUGUCCUACAUUAAUACAUCUGCUGACCCGCUGUACGGCCCCCAAGGCCUGGCCCUGACUUCAGACGGUCAUGUUGUGGUUGCAGACUCUGGAAACCACUGUUUCAAGGUCUACCGGUACUUACAGUAGUGGGGGGCAGCUGGACCCCCUCUCCCAAAGGUCUUGCACUAUAAACUGGAAUGGAUUUCUCGACGCGGGACCAGAUUACACUAGACUUUUCAUGCUAGAAGGAAUCAUUGGUGAACUUUCCAAGGUGAUUUCUGAAUGUAACAAUUUCCUUAAAACCUGCAUAUCUGAUUUCUGUAGUUCGCCUUUAGGGUUUGAAGAAAGAUAUCCCUUCUACUGAAUCUAUGGAAACUGCAGCAUUUCACACCUGUGAACUAUGGCUUCUAGGACAGGGAUUUGUGUAGUUGAACUGAUUUUGCAAAUCAAACAAGCACUAAAAAGAAACCUAGGAUAUUCAAAGGUGUUUGUUAAUCCCGUGAAUGGUAGCUUUUGUGCAAAGCCUCCAAAAACAAAACGAAAUGAAACAAAACAAAACCACAAUCUGUUGUACUUUAUUUCACUUCGAUUACAAGACCCGGGGGAUCUUCUAACCUCACUCUUACAGUCGGUAUUAACUCAUGCAACAUUUUUUGGUUAUCAAUAACUACAUGUAAAUUAGGAGAACAUAAGACUGUCUUGCAAAACCCUCCCAGGUGUGAUGAGACCUCGUGAGUUUAGUGCUUAAAAACCACCACACAUGUACCAGCCAUUCUGGGUUAGAUCAAAGAUCCUUUUUGUAUGUUUUGCUCACCUUUUCCUGCUCUCCUUGUAUCAAAAAACAGAGUCCAUUUUCAGGGAAACCUGAAGUUUGAAAAGCAUAUUACAAUUGCAAUGUCACCUUUUGGUAAACAAACGCCCUCCCCCGCUCCCCAACUCCAGUUAGUGCACUGGCAUGAAAUCAAGAAAAAGUCAGUCACAUUUUAUGUGCCAUGUUCUCACAUGUCUCUCCUCUUCAACUUCAUGAAAGCGAAAGCUUUACCUCCUGCAAAAUGUCAGCACAUGUAGUAGGACACCAGUGUCCUAGGACAGAGAGCCAUAAGUAGCCCUUUGGAGGACAGAUGGUGUCAACCAAAGGCAUGUGAUUGAUUAAUGGUUUCCCCUUAGAAAGCAAGUGUUACCAAAGUCGUGUUAUUUCGAACGCAUUACAGGUAAGGGCAUGUUAUGGUUAUUUAUCAUUGUCUAAUGAAUAGUAGAGGCAUUAAAGGACUAUGUAUACAUGAUUAGGGUAAGGUAGAAUGUAUCAUAUAUAUAUAUAUAUAGCUGAAUCUUUGGUGUAUUGAAAUAGGCAGCACUCGGAAAGACAGAAGCAUCGUCCAGCACAUCCCUUUACUGCGCAGUUUAAAGCCGUCCCCAGAGCAAGCCCUAAAACAGGUUUCAUUUCACCAUUUUCCAGGAAUGAUGGUAUUGGCUGACUUUUAGUCAGAAAAUGGCCUUCUGUGCUUUCAAAAACAACAGAACGAAAACAGGUUGAAGGAAAAAGAACCGUUGAACUUGAGUUACUUUUAAUUUAAGCCAAGUAUAAAUGGGUUUUGAGAAAUGCAAAGAAAAUUUAGCCAAUUAUUAAUCUGUCAUUGAUACUGUAAGCUAAGACGUGGUCUAUUCCCACUGUUUAAUUUUCUACUCAGUUCUACCAAAUAGGAUGUCAUGUUUGGCAUCUUUGAUAAUGACUUUGGGAUAUUUUUCACUGAAAGCACCUUAGAACUGUACUAUAAGAAAACAUUUCCCAUAUGUGUGAUUAUAUGUGAUGUUUAUUACUUAUUAAUUUAUAACCCAGUCAUUCUCUAAUGUAUAGGACUUUUUUUAAUUUAGAAAGGAAAUCUAGCUUCUUCCAAUUAUAUAUCAAGUUUGUUAUGCCCAGCUCAACCUCCGAAAAAAUGUUUUCAGGAAGAUUUACAUUUAGGUUUAGAAUUUCUUUUUUCCUUUUUCUUAAUUAGGUAGAGUUUUCAAAAUAUUUGAGACUGUGAUAACGUUAAAAUUCAAUAACAUUUUUAGGAUGUUAAAUAAGAUACUGUUUCCUAACAUCAGCAAACUAAGUCUUUGAAUUUCAACAUUCAUGUUUAAUGAGUGCUUACUAGGUGCCAGGCACUAUUCUAGGCACGGGGGAUACAGCAAUAGACGGAAGAGACAAAAAUCCCUCCAUACUUGGAGCUUACAUCUAGGGAAGGGAUUUCAUUUUGCCAUUUACUGACCUUCUGCAUAAAAGAUAAGCUAGACCCUUGAUAGGUCCUAGACUGUUUAAAAGAAAACCUUUUAAAUUGGUUAAAAUAAUUUUUGUUUGUUUUCACAAGUAAAAAUGGCUUCCUGUUUAGAUUCUGUCACAAACUCUUGGUCUUAAGACUAGUUUACUUAAAAGAGUUUUUUGCACAACAUUGAAAUUAUCUUUGUGAAUUUAGAGAUUAACUAGAUGCCCUACCAUAACAGACUGGGUAUCUCAAUAAUAGAUUGAAUACAAGGCUUUUUUUUUUUUAAUCUGUCAAUAUUGGCACAAACUGGAAUGGCAGAUUAGAUCAUUUGAUUCAGACCUGUUCCACUAUCUGAUACUAAAACGCAUGCUGUGGGCACUCUAAAAAUCACUGUAAUUUCCCCGCAAAAUAUGUAAUUAUGUAUGUUAAAGUAUAGAUAACGUUUCACAUUUGGAUACAUCGGAGCAUUUACUAUAUUUCUUAGUGAGCAUCUUUGAGGAGGGAAAGUGCUGCUGACGAGAUAGAGUAGACAAGGUUUAAAUGAAAUUUUGUCACGUUCUAUGGAAAAUGGUUUCUGGUAAACUGAGAAGGAUAUUAAAAUAAGUGAUUUUUCCCCCCUGAGCUAUCAUUAUUGUUUGAUUUCUCUUUGUCAAGUGUACAGAACCUGUCAUACGUUCAUGAUAAGUAGCACUGAGAAAUUACCAUUCAGAUGUCCCCUGGGCACUUAUGGCAGAAUGUUGCCAGUUUGAAUGUAAAGGUCAGUGACAAUGCAUUCCCUCUAAAACAGACCUUCUCUGCUGGACUUGGGGGACGCGGUGACUUGACCAUCCAGAAACACAUGAAUAAAAAGCCUUUAUGACUGUUCACCAUUGUUUAAAUGGUACUUAGUAUCUUGAUUAAACUUUAGUCUCCAGUAACUAAACAAAUCCCCAGGUUUCCUUAUUUUAAUUUACUCUUUGACUAGAUUUGAGGUCCAUGCAACUAGAACACAUUUGCUUCUACUACUAAAUAUACAGGGUAUGUCCUCACUUGAAGAUGGCUGGAAUAGCAGUACACUAGCAAGUGUCUAUGGAUCCCUAACCCUGAAGGAUUCACAUCAAUGCUUUCCUAAUACCUACGGAGUUAAUUGGAGGAAACAGCAAAUAAACAUUAGGUAAUGUGCAGAUUACUUCAAAAGGGAAAAAUCUUUUUGUACAUUUGGACUCUAUAGUAUCCUCCCUAUUCACCAGCUUCUGGAAAAGGAGGAAUAUUUUUAGUUUACUAAUUUGAAAACAAGACAUUUCCAGGUAGGAUAAAAUUGAAGCUGUUUGCUGAGAACAUCAUUGCUUAAAAUUGAAAGUCGUAAUAUUGUUGCAUUCUGUAAAUGUUGCAGGGUUUUAAACUUUACAAUUAUUUUAAUAUUUUUGAUAACUAGGAAUCUAGUAUUGCCAUAAAGGAAACUAAGUGCCCAUUAAAGAUUUGUUUGGUAUAAAUAAAUGAUUUUUUUGUUUUGUUUUAAAUGGCAGUAAGCUACAAAUCAUGAUGUUAAUCUUAAACUUUCUGAAGAUGAACUGUGUGGCAGUGAUUGUGUGGUCUGUUUGUGGAGAAUGUAUGAAAGCUAUUAAUAUUCUAAAAUAGAUUAAUAAAUUGGCUAUGUUGUCCCAAUGAAUGUACAGCACGUCCACUAACUUUCAAAAGCAACACAGCCUUAAACUCAAUGCUUUCGCUUUAUGACAUGAGAAUGUUCUGUCAUCAACAGAGCGCAUUCUUGUAAUAGAAUUCUUUAUGUCAUUUUCACUUCUUAUAGCCUUUCAGUCCUCUGUAUGAGUAUGAAGGGUUUCUGCUUCCUUGGUUUCUUUUUAAAUUUUGUACAUUCCAUCUUUAUAGGUCUGUUUCAUACGUUUUGUGUAUAGAACACUAAGUCUUGAGCACUCUGACAUUGAUACUGAUAUAUUCUCAUUUGUUCCUUUAUGAAUCGAAAUGCUGACUGCCUAUUUAAAGAAAAGAAUGAACGCUGUGCAUCAAAGUGUUUGUAUGUUCGUAGCUACAUAUGUACCACAGUAUUUUGGAUGCUUUAGUCUACAAUAAAACUUUAAAUUAAUUCUGUCUUGAAACAUAGGAGAAACAAGAUUUAUGUGUAUACCUUUACCAUGAACAAAAUCUCAAAUCAUUAUAAUAAAGCUUGUUUUCUCCAUU
Molecule: messenger RNA, 6778 nt
Organism: Suricata suricatta (meerkat)
Lineage: Eukaryota; Metazoa; Chordata; Mammalia; Carnivora; Herpestidae
Gene: TRIM2
Product: tripartite motif containing 2
Exons: 12
Coding region: 216-2504 (762 amino acids)
Biological process (GO): protein polyubiquitination; proteasome-mediated ubiquitin-dependent protein catabolic process; negative regulation of translation
Molecular function (GO): zinc ion binding; protein binding; translation repressor activity
Source: RefSeq, a predicted model, not a curated record